AUGUUAUCACCAUCCUUUCAUCACUUUAGCGAUUCUGUCCUACAAAUUCCUGAUCCUACCACCUAUCACCAAGCUGCAAAACUUGCUUGUUGGAGAUUAGCUAUGAAAGAUGAAUUAAAUGCUCUCAUAGGCAACAAGACCUGGAUCAUUGUUCCAUUGCCACCUGGUAAAUCUAUUGUUGGUUCUGCCAUGUUUAACUGGACACUUCCUCAGCUAGAUGUCAAUAAUGCUUUCCUUAACGGAGAGCUUCAUGAAGAGGUUUAUAUGGACAUACCACCAGGUUAUCACCUUCAGGGGGACUCCAAACUUAAGAGUACUGCAGCUAACAACCUGGUGUAUAAACUUCAAAAGUCUUUGUAUGGCUUGAAGCAAGCAUCCAGGCAAUGGAACCUCAAGUUUACUGAAUGCUUGCUUAAACAUGGAUACAAACAUUCAAGAUCUGAUUAUUCUUUAUUUACCAAGAAGGUUGAUGAGAAGUUUGUAGCUCUUCUUAUAUAUGUGGACAACAUCAUCAUUGCAAGCAACAUCAAUAAUUUAGACGAAGAAUUAAAAGGAGUUUUAAAGGCCAGCUUUAAACUGAAAGAUUUGGCCAAUCUAAAGUAUUUUCUGGGCCUUGGGAUAGCAAGAUCGAAGAAGGAAAUUUCUGUAUGUCAGAGGAAGUAUACACUAGAGUUAUUACAGGAGUAUGGUCAGUUGGGUUGUAAACCUAGCAGGAUUCCUUUUGAAGUAAAUCACAAGCUUGUAAACACUGAAGAAGACAGGCUUAAUGAUCCGAGUUUCUACAGACAGUUAGUGGGAAAAUUGUUAUAUUUAACCUUGACCAGACCAGAUAUUUCUUAUGGCGUGCAUGUGCUUUCUCAGUUCAUGGAAAGGCCUGCGAAGGUUCACCUAGAAGUAGCUUAUAAAGUGCUUAGAUACUUGAAGCAGACACCAGGUCAAGGUAUUUUAAUGUCAUCAACCUCAGAAUUGCAUUUGAAAGCUUACACUGUUAGCGAUUGGGCUUCUUGUCAAGAAACAAGAAAAUCAAUCUUUGGAUAUUGCAUUUUUACAGGUAAUUCAAUGGUAAGUUGGAAAACAAAGAAGCAAAACACUAUGUCGAGGAUUUCUAUAGAAUCUGAGUACAUGGCCAUGGCAGUCACCACAAGCGAGGUGUUAUGGUUAACGUAUUUGCUGAAGGAUGUCGAAAUGACAUUAACUAAACCUGUUGAGCUUCAUUGUGGCAACAUUUCUGCCCUUCACAUAGCCAAGAACCCUCUCUUUCAUGAAAGAACAAAACACAUAGAGAAAAGAUCGUUUUAA
Messenger RNA from Ricinus communis (castor bean), 1299 nucleotides. RefSeq lists its product as uncharacterized. The coding region runs from base 1 to 1299 and encodes 432 amino acids. The record is from RefSeq and is a predicted model, not a curated record. NCBI's taxonomy places the organism in Eukaryota, Viridiplantae, Streptophyta, Magnoliopsida, Malpighiales, Euphorbiaceae. The transcript is spliced from 2 exons.